This is a messenger RNA of Plenodomus lingam JN3, 1245 nucleotides long. NCBI's taxonomy places the organism in Eukaryota, Fungi, Ascomycota, Dothideomycetes, Pleosporales, Leptosphaeriaceae. The record is from RefSeq and is a predicted model, not a curated record.
AUGUCUGAAGCUCCGCGUGUCGAGCUCAACAGCACGGAUCUAGAUUUCGAUCUAUCCGCAUCCACCAAUCAGUUCCAGCAAACAGUGAACAGCACACCCAAGAAGAUGCAGACCAACGGUACCUCGGCGCAGAACUCGCCCAGCACGCAGAAUCUGCAAAACAGUGCAAUCAGGGCUAAGGAUAGCAUCCUGGAGAUCUUAUCUGCGUCUCACGCACCCCCAGGCCAUGUGCACCACUUCUUCAGUCCUAACAUCCACGCAGCAGCAUCCCAGGCCAUGUCCGCCGCAAACAACCACCCCGCGGUCCAGAGCGCGAAGGAGACAGUUAUGAAUGGUCCUGUUGCACAGAGCGUCCAGGCUGAAGGUGCAAAGACUCGCGAUGAGUUCGCCGACCUUGCAAACUCCAAGCAGGUUCCCGACUACAAGGCUGCCACUGGCCAGAACCUCACCCACUACCACAGCAUGUUCUACCGCCUCCUGAGCUGGAAAAACCCUCGUGCAACUGCUAUCGCCUUCGCUACGACCGUCAUCCUCAUUUUCGCCUCCCGAUACCUGAACUUGAUCCGUUACGUCUUCAAGACCUCAUACCUGGUGCUUGGUGCUACCGCUACCGCAGAGGUUGUUGGACAACUGGCGAUUGGACGUGGCCUUACCUCGCAGUUCAGGCCUCGACAAUACUUCACCAUCCCCAAGGCGUCGCUUGAACGUAUGACAGACGAUGUGGAGCAGCUUAUUAACUUCUUCGUCAUCGAGUCCCAGCGCGUGGUCUUCGCUGAGAAUGUAUACGUUACCAUUGCUGCCUUCUUCGCCUCUUUGACGUCCUACUUCCUCAUCAAAUUCGUUCCCCUCUGGGGCUUAAGCCUGAUCGGCACCGUCAUCACCUUCCUCGGACCCCUUGUCUACAUCAAGAACAAAGAGUUUAUAGACGCUCAGCUUGAGAAAGGAUUGAACGUUGCCAACCAACAGGCUAAGCAGGUCAAGGACCUUGCCGCUCAGCACACUGAGAACGCCGUGAAGACGGUACAAGGAUACACCCAGCAGGCCACCGCAAAGGCCCAGGAGACGGUCAACCAGUACCGUGGAACUUCCCCCACACCCAAAAUCGGUGCCAAGAAGGAGGACUUCCCUGCCGCACCUACGGAGGACCUAUCUACUGCUUCCAAGCAAGACUUGCCUGAUGCUCCCAAGCAUGAUCCCACCGCAGAGACCACGGAAGAAGAGAUCACGCCGGAGCCUGCCAACUAA